CUGCCACACCAAUCUCUCAAGCUCAUCAGAAGCGUGAUUAAAUUCAAUGAUUCAUUCAAUCAACCAAACAAAGUGGACAACAUAUGUGAUAAGAGUAAUGAGGAACUCAUCAACUUGAAUGGUAUUCAAAACACAGAGUACAUCGAAUACUUUAACUCAACA
Molecule: messenger RNA, 162 nt
Organism: Acytostelium subglobosum LB1
Lineage: Eukaryota; Evosea; Eumycetozoa; Acytosteliales; Acytosteliaceae
Exons: 1
Source: RefSeq, a predicted model, not a curated record